This is a messenger RNA of Panonychus citri (citrus red mite), 3444 nucleotides long. RefSeq names its product cohesin subunit SA-2-like. The record is from RefSeq and is a predicted model, not a curated record. Gene Ontology annotation, molecular function: chromatin binding. Gene Ontology annotation, cellular component: cohesin complex; nucleus; chromatin. NCBI's taxonomy places the organism in Eukaryota, Metazoa, Arthropoda, Arachnida, Trombidiformes, Tetranychidae. Gene Ontology annotation, biological process: sister chromatid cohesion.
UAGAUAAAGUUAAUCAAAGGAUUAAUGAGUCAAUUGGUCAAAUUAUUUUCUUUGUUUUUUUUAAUUAAUUAAUUGUUUCUAAUUCUCUUGUCAAUUGUUUUAAUUGUAAUUCAUUCUCAUGUCGCAAUCAAGUGAGAAGAACAAUCCGUUGUUCGCGAGUCUUAAAAAGAAUCGAUCGGUAAUUCAGUCUGCCAUUGAUGAUUGGAUUGAAAGCUAUCGACAGGAUAGAGAUGUUGGUAUUUUAGAGUUGUUACAGUUUUUUGUUCUCUCGUCGGGUUGUUCAAGUAAAAUUAGUUGUGAGAUGAGAGAGACUCUUGAUUUUACUAAAAUUGUUAGAAAAUUGGUUGAAGAAUUUGAUGAUCAAGCUGGUGGAGAUUAUCCAAUCAUUACUGCUGGUGUUCAAUGGAAAAAAUUUCGAUCCAAUUUUUGUGAAUUUAUUCAUAUUCUUAUUCGACAAUGUCAACAUAGUAUAAUCUAUGAUCAAUAUUUUAUGGAGAAUAUGAUUUCAUUCUUGAUUACAUUAUCUGAUUCUCAAGUUCGUGCUUUUCGCCAUACAGCAACUUUAGCAGCAGUUACACUUAUGACUUCCCUUGUUGAUGUUGCUCUUACUUUGAGUAUUAACAUUGAUAAUAAUCAGCGUCAAUAUGAUAAGGCUCGUUCAGAAAAGUCGAGAGGAGAUAAAUUAAAUGUUCUAAGUGCCAAGCGAACAGAACUGGAUGAGAAUAUGAAAGAUAUAAAAACAAUCCUUGGAUAUUUGUUUAAAUCAAUUUUUGUCCACCGAUACAAAGAUGUUGUCCCAGAGAUUCGUUCACUUUGUAUGAAUGAAAUCGGUAUUUGGAUGAAAAAAUUUCCAAACUAUUUUCUUGAUGAUCCACAUUUAAAGUAUGUUGGUUGGACCAUUUAUGACAAAGAAAGUGAAGUUCGUCUAAGAUGUUUACAAGCACUUCUUCCUCUUUAUGAAACGGAAGAAAUUCUCCAAAGGAUGGAACUUUUUACCAACAAAUAUAAAGAUAGAUUCAUUUCCAUGACCAUGGAUAAAGAUAGUGAAGUAGCCGUUCACGCGAUUAAAUUGAUGCUCAAAAUUCUUAAACAUUAUGGUGACAUUUUAUCAAAUGUAGACUGUGAAAAAAUCUACAUGUUAAUUUUCACAACACAUCGAAAUGUUGCUCAAGCUGCUGGUGAAUUUCUGAUUACAAAACUAUUCAAGAUUGAUGGUGAAAUGGAUGAUAAUUUAUGCUCUCGAAGAGGCAAAAAACUUUCCCCUUACACAUCACAAUUAAAAGAUUUGAUCUCUUUCUUCAUUGAGUGUGACACUCAUGAACAUUGUGCUUAUCUGGUUGACAGUUUAAUCGAUAGUCACCCAAUGAUUAAAGAUUGGGAAUGUAUGACGGAUCUUCUUCUAGAGGAAUCAAAUUCACCAGAAGACAAUCUUGGAGAGAAACAAGAAUCUGUACUAAUUGACUUGAUGUCUUGUGCUGUUAAACAAAUAUCCACUGGUGAACCUCCUAUUGAUCGUAAUAUUAGAAGAUCAAAAAUUUCGGCUAAAGAUUUGGCUAAUUUAAAUGAAGAGAAGGAGAAAAUUUCUCUACACUUUUCUUCCGUUAUUCCUGAUCUUUUGAGAAAAUACAAAACGGACACACAAAAAGUCAUCGAUCUACUGGAAAUACCGUUACAUUUUCUCAAAAAUACUUAUUCACAAAAUUCUGACGAUAUGGAAAACCUAUUGACCGUUAUCUCUGAACUAAUCGAGAUUCAUUCGGAGACCGAAGUUAUCGAAAGUUGUGCUCGUAUCUAUGAAUUUAUGCAAGACGAAAAUUUUACUCACUAUCGAUUGGUUCGAGUUGAAGUGAGCACACUUUUGGAUAAACUGUUACAAAAGUAUAAGGAAUCACUUACUGGCCUUUGCGAAGGAUCUGAUGAUAAAUUGGAGACAAUUAGUUUUGUGACAAAGAAAAUUGCACCAAUCGUUUCGUGUUGUCAUCAAAUGGAUACUAUUGAAAUUUGGAAUAUUUUCUUUGAAAAUUGGAUCAAAGAUUUUCAACCAUCAGAUGAAUCCAAUAAGUUCGCAGACGAAGCAACAAACGCUUUCACUAUUUGUUUCUAUAUUCUAAUUUGGAGAGUUCAUUUCGCCACCAAUAAUGAUAAUCACGAUUUAGAUUUAAAACUAGAAAAGUUUAAGUUGGUUGAAUUUAUCAAUGAAGCUUUUACUUUGUUGGACCAAUGUAAUCAACAGUUGGCUGAAGAGAUCUACUUCAUUCUAUGUGAUGUCUUUAUCAUUUUCAGUCCUCAUCUAGCUCAUGAUUCACCUCAAUUAUCUGAUCUCAUUUGUCAACCCAAUAAAUCACAAACGGAAAGACUGAUCGCUUUCAUAGAAUCAAAUGUUUUCAUACUAGAUGAUCAAAGUACAGAUGAACCAGAAGUUCAGGAUUCAGUUGAGAAACUUUACAAUAAAAGGCAUUUGUUGGCCGCUUUUUGUAAACUAAUCAUUUACAAUGUUGUUCCAAUGAGAUAUAGUAACUGUAUUCUUCGGCAUUAUGUUGAUUUUUUCAAUGAUUUUGGUGACAUAAUCAAAACAACUCUUGGCAAAUUACGAGAAAUGAAUAAGGUUAUUUGUGCUAAAACUAUGGCCAGCACUUUAAUCCAAAUGUUCAAAGAAAUACAAAGUGAAUCAGAUGAGAAUCCAAGUGCUUUUACCAAACAAAAUGAAGACUUUUUGGCUCUCAAAGAAUUGGCUAAAAGAUUUGCUCUAUCAUUUGGUUUGGACAAUCAAAAGAACCGAGAUGCAAUUGCGUCUUUACAUCGAGAUGGAAUUCACUUUAGUUUUGAAGAGAUGGAUAAUCCGAUUGAUCCUUUGGGUCCUCCACCGAAUUUACCUUUCCUUGAGAUUCUGGUUGAAUUUUCAAAUAAAAUCUUUAAACAAGAUAAAAAGACGGUCUUAACUUAUUUGGAAAAAUGUGUCAAAAAUGCUGGUGUUGAUUUCGAUGAAUGGCAACCAUUGGUUCUUUAUCGGAAUAGUUUAUCUCAAGUUAACGAAUUUGACAUUUCCCUCAAUCGAUCUAAAAGAGUCACAAGAAAACGAGCCCUCAACGCGGACGAUGAUGAAUCCAUGUACGAAACACCAGUCAAAAGAGUUCGAAAACGCUACGUUUCAUUCAGUGUUUCAAACAUCGAAGAUUCAACAACAUCAAUGGAUUAAAACGGGUGAGACAAAACAAUUAUUCACCAAUCAAAGUUUUUCUUUCAUUUUAUUCAAUUAUAUCUUUCAUACCAAUUCCUUCAAUUAUAAAUCAACCAAUUUCUUUCAAUUUAUUUGCUAAUCAAAAUUCAAUUUUAAACAAACAAAUAUGUGUAAUCACAAAUUAAAUUGAAAACUGUUAAUCAAUUAAACCAUAUUCAAUAUGAAUAAAAGCUUAAACUCCGGUUAAUUGCGACGAAAAAAACUCA